Molecule: messenger RNA, 1423 nt
Organism: Sorghum bicolor (sorghum)
Lineage: Eukaryota; Viridiplantae; Streptophyta; Magnoliopsida; Poales; Poaceae
Exons: 1
Coding region: 1-1422 (473 amino acids)
Molecular function (GO): protein binding
Source: RefSeq, a predicted model, not a curated record
AUGGCGAUCAGCAAGAAGAUGAAGACGACGAUAGAUCCGGCGGCUGCGUCUCCAUCAACAGCAGCAACAGUCAUCCUGCCGGAGGAGCUCAUCUGGGAGGUGCUCCUGCGGCUGCCGGCCAAGUCCCUGGCGCGGUUCCGCUGCGUUUGCCGGUGCUGGAACCACCUCCUCCGGUCGGACUCGGACGCCGCCUUCCAGCGGCUCUACAGCGACAGGCAAGCGUCCAUGGCGAUGGCGUCCGCCGGCCUAGUGUUCGCCGCUGCCCGGUUGGCGCCGCCACAUCCCCACGAGUUACACGGCGGCUUGACCAUCAUGCCCUGCCCCGGCUGCCCCAGGUUCGUCGGCGGCAAGCCGUGCCACCGUGGCCUGGCCCUCCUCAGCCGGCCGUGCACGGGCUACACGCUCUGCAACGUGUCCACGGGCGGCCUCCUGCGCCUCCCGCCGUGCCCCACCGUGGGCUGCUUCAUCUCCACCGCCGGCGUCGGCUACCUCGCGGCCACCGACGAGUACAAGGUCGUGCAGCUUGCCGUGGCGUUGGACCGCCCGCUGACGGAGAGCUUGGAGUUGGACUGCCAGGUGCUCACGGUGGGUGCGGCCAACGGCGGUGGCGUCCGUGGUGGCUGGAGGUCCGUCGCCAUCGACCUCCACGGUAAAACAAGUAACAUCCUUAUCGAAAUCGAAUGCAUGGACCCUGUUUUCGCCAACGGUUGCCUUCACUGGACGCUGGACACGGGCAUGCUGCUGCUCCGAGACGGCGGCGGCGGCGGCAAGCGGCCGGAAGGCAUCCUCUCCUUCAACCUCGCCACCGAGUCGUUCGCGACGGUGCCAGUGCCGCCAUUCUUGGCAUCGGACCUUGUUCCUUACGACAAUGACCUCCCACACGCAAGCCGUCUCCGCAUGGCCACCACCACGUCGGGGGACUACCGGCUAGCAGAAGCCGUCAUGCAACCCAUUGGCACAGCGCUCGCCGAGCUUGACGGGUGCCUGUGCAUGAUCCGGGACCUUCGCCGCCGCCGCGACGUGGCCGCCAUGUUCGAGGUCUGGAAGCUCAAGGACUACGAGUCUGGAGUCUGGUCGUUGGACUAUCGUAUCCACGAGGAUCUCCUCGCUGCGCCCUCGUCGUCUCAGCUGACGAAGAAGCUGAUGGAACCAUGGCUGGUGAUCCCAAUUUGCUAUCUACCUUCUGACGACGACGACAGCAGCAGGACGAAGAAGAAGAAGAAGAUCCUACUGGCAACCACGGCACACGAGGUGCACAUCUACGACCAGCAGACCGCCACGCUUGAGACGAUUGCAACGGCGGCACAUUACCCGGACCCGACAAACCAUGAUAACGAUCUCUACUUGGUUAUGUAUCAGGAGAGCCUCCUUCACAUCGACGGCAUGGAAUAUAGUAUGGUGGUGCACAACAGGGAUCACUGAA